Molecule: messenger RNA, 255 nt
Organism: Funneliformis mosseae
Lineage: Eukaryota; Fungi; Glomeromycota; Glomeromycetes; Glomerales; Glomeraceae
Source: the annotation of a GenBank genome assembly
UUCACGAACUUUCAGAUUUCCAGGACGGUAAAGAACGCAUUUUUAGCUUUAAAAGGUUCGAGCAUUCUCGAAAACGAAGAAGAAGGUUACGAUGACGAAAAAUUUAAUUUUGGUGGAGGAGAAAUAUCUAAAAAGAAUAUCUUAUCACAUGAUGAGGAAGUCGAAGGAAAUAAGAGAACUGGUUUCAUGUUGGGUAGUGACGGUACUGUUCAAUUAAAUAAAUAUGAGCGAAGGAACGAAGUAGCGGAGAAAUAA